Messenger RNA from Funneliformis caledonium, 905 nucleotides. The record is from the annotation of a GenBank genome assembly. NCBI's taxonomy places the organism in Eukaryota, Fungi, Glomeromycota, Glomeromycetes, Glomerales, Glomeraceae.
GAGAACCUCGAUCACUAGUUUUAUCGGAAGAAUCUUGUGGAAUGACGACUAUCUCGAGAAUGAACGCUACCUCUAGUGUUUACAGACCACCCACCUCUAGAACUUGUAGACUGACCACCUCUAGAAUGUCCAUUUACUCUCCCACAAGUCUAGUUCUAUCUAAGGGAACGAAUAACAAAACUCUUCCUAAGUAUAUUAAAGAAAAUGAUAUUAUAUGUUUAGAUUAUUAUAAUGCAAUUGUUAUAAAUGUGUCUUCUGAAUUUCAGCAACAUGCGUUGAAUCAGCAUUGUCAUAGUGAACCAGAAACUUCUAAUAAUAUUUUAUUUUUUUCACAAACUAUAGGUAUACUUACAGAUAUUCUUUAUGAAAGAGAACGUAAAGAAUUACCACUAAUUUGGAUAUUUAAAGAAUUUCAUGCAGUUAUAGAAUCAGAAGAUAAACGGUUGAAAACUUUCUUUGAUGAAUUAUAUUUAUCAACUAACCCAUCAAGAAAAAACAAAAAUACAAUAGAAAAGGUAUCAAAGCAACUGGUAUUUUUGUAUUAUUUUAUUUGUAGUAUUAGAAACAAGUUUGUUAAUAAUGCAAAAAGAGAUCUAGGAAUGUAUUUAGAUUCUACUGGAACACCAAAUUCAACAAUAGACACUAUGGCAACGUUAGGCCUAACAAUAACAUCUUGUUCAAUUUCUUACCACAAGGAUACCAUGUCCGAAAAACAUCUGACAACUGUGGAAUCAAGUCUUACAGAUAUACAUUUUGCCACUAUUCUACUUAAUCCAAUUAAAAAUGAACCAGCAAUAUCAAAACAAUAUAUUUAUAACCCUGUAUUAGUUGAUACUUCAUUAAUUAAAAUUGGAAUUGAAAAUUAUUUUAUGUCAACAUAUUCAAUUUCUCAUAAUCAACGCUGA